AUGCCUUACGAAAUUAUAAAAACUAAUUUAGAAUGGGUUUCUUCUCUAGUCGUUAAUAAGCCAGUGAAAAACUCUCGGCCAAAAACCAAUAGUGUUGAAAUGUUAUCUAAAUUACGAAAUGCUGGUAUGAACAUUGUCAGAAUGAAUUUUUCACAUGGUUCUUAUGAGUACCAUAAAUCUGUAAUAGAAAAUACUCGUGAAGUGAAUUAUGGAACACCUGUUGCUAUUGCUUUAGAUACGAAAGGUCCUGAAAUUAGGACUGGCUUGAUGCGUGAUAAUGUGGAGAUUGAUAUCACAGCAGGUCAUGAAAUGACUUUCAGCACAGAUGAAAAAUAUGCAGAAUGUUGUGAUUCAGAUGUGAUGUAUAUUGAUUAUAAAAACAUCACUAAAGUUAUUGAAGUGGGUAAAUAUAUUUAUGUGGAUGAUGGUAUCUUAUCAUUCAAGGUUCUUGAAAUUCAUGAUGAUCACGUCAAAGUUCAUGCAGUCAAUGAUGGAAAACUUUGUAGUAAAAAAGGUGUAAAUCUUCCCAACACAAAUGUUGAUUUACCAGCUGUUUCAGAGAAGGAUAAGAAUGACUUACUUUUUGGAGUAGAAAAUGAUGUAGAUAUAAUUUUUGCAUCUUUCAUUCGACAUGCUCAAGAUAUUAUUCAAAUAAAAAGCAUAUUGGGUGAAAAGGGCUCUAAUAUUAAAAUUAUUGCCAAAAUUGAAAAUCAACAAGGUGUUGAUAAUUUUGAUGAAAUCCUUAAAGAAGCAGAUGGCAUCAUGGUUGCUCGUGGUGACCUUGGCAUAGAAAUACCUGCUUCGCAUGUAUUUGUUGCUCAAAAAAUGAUAAUUGCAAAAUGUAACAUUGCUGGAAAGCCAGUUAUUUGUGCUACUCAAAUGCUUGAAUCAAUGACGUUCAACCCAAGGCCAACACGAGCAGAGGUCAGUGAUGUUGCAAAUGCUGUACUUGAUGGAGCUGAUUGUGUUAUGUUAUCUGGUGAAACUGCCAAAGGAUAUUAUCCAAUUGAAGCAGUAAAGAUGAUGCAUGAAACAUGUCUCAUUGCAGAGUCAGUAAUAUGUUACCCACCACUUUAUAAUGAAUUACGUGCUAUUACACCUUUACCAACUCAAACUACAGAAACUAUAGCUUCAGCAGCUGUAUCUGCAGCACAUGAACAAAAUGCUGGAUGUAUACUUGUCUUAUCAACAUCGGGAAACACUGCCAGAUAUAUUUCAAAAUACCGACCUCGUUGUCCUAUUAUUACUGUGACCAGGGAUGAAAAAACUGCUAGACAACUUCAUCUUUCUAGAGGUUGUUAUCCUUUCAUUUAUCAUUUUGGAAAUGAUAGUGAUGAUUCCAAUUGGCAAGAUGAUGUAGAAAGUCGAAUUAGUUGGGGAAUACAACAAGCUAUUGAAUUUAAUAUGCUUAAAAGUGGUGAUUGUGUUGUUGCAAUUCAAGGCUGGAAAGGAGGACUUGGAAAUACCAAUACUAUUCGAAUUAUAAUAGCACCUUAG
This is a messenger RNA of Entrophospora sp. SA101, 1497 nucleotides long. Lineage: Eukaryota; Fungi; Glomeromycota; Glomeromycetes; Entrophosporales; Entrophosporaceae. The record is from the annotation of a GenBank genome assembly.